AUGUCGACCAACGCUCGAGUCAAGCCCGGCCAGCUCUGGAACAAGGGCCGCGAUGAUCUGAAGAAGCAACUCGACGAGCUCAAGACCGAGCUGGGUCAGCUCCGUGUCCAGAAGAUUGCCGGCGGUGCCUCUUCAAAACUCACCAGAAUACACGAUCUCCGAAAGUCGAUCGCUCGAGUCCUGACCGUCAUCAACGCCAACCAAAGACACCAACUGCGCCUGUUCUACCAGAAGAAGAAGUACCUCCCUCUCGACCUCCGACCCAAGCAGACUCGCGCCAUCCGCCGACGACUGAGCAAGAAGGACGCCAGCAGAAUCACCGAGAAGCAGAAGAAGAAGCAGAUUCACUUCCCCCAGAGAAAGUACGCCAUCAAGGCCGAGGCGUGA
Exophiala spinifera is the source of this 387-nucleotide messenger RNA. Its product is annotated as 60S ribosomal protein L35. Bases 1 to 387 code for a protein of 128 amino acids. The record is from RefSeq and is a predicted model, not a curated record. Gene Ontology annotation, biological process: translation; maturation of LSU-rRNA from tricistronic rRNA transcript (SSU-rRNA, 5.8S rRNA, LSU-rRNA). The transcript has 3 exons. Gene Ontology annotation, cellular component: cytosolic large ribosomal subunit; ribosome. NCBI's taxonomy places the organism in Eukaryota, Fungi, Ascomycota, Eurotiomycetes, Chaetothyriales, Herpotrichiellaceae. Gene Ontology annotation, molecular function: structural constituent of ribosome; mRNA binding.